AUGAUUUCAAAAAUAUUUUCAAAACGAUGGCAAAGUGGUUUAAAACAACUACGUUAUUUUUCAUCUGAUAAGGUUACAUUUUAUGGUAAAGGUCAACCAUGUUUAGGAAUCCGUAGAGAAACAAUAAAUGCAUGGGAACGUAGAGCUCCAUUAGAUCCACAUCAUGUUAAUAAAUUAACUAAAUCAGGAAUAAAAGUACUUAUUCAACCAUCUAAUAGAAGAGCAUUUCCAAUACAAGAUUAUCAAUCUGCUGGAGCUAUUGUUAAAGAAGAUUUAGCAGAAGCUCAUUUAAUUGUUUCUGUUAAACAAGUUCCUAUAGAUCAAUUAAUUCCUAAUAAAACAUAUGCAUUCUUUUCUCAUACAAUAAAGGCACAACCUGAUAACAUGCAAAUGCUUGAUACUAUCCUUCAAAGGAAGAUUAGAUUAAUUGACUAUGAAAAAAUUGUUGAUGAAACUGGUAAACGUGUUGUAAUGUUUGGAAAAUGGGCUGGAUAUGCUGGUUUCAUUGAUAUUCUUCAUGGACUUGGAUUAAGACUUUUAGCAUUAGGACAUCAUACACCAUUUCUUCAUAUUGGUUUAGCACAUAAUUAUAAUAGUUCACAUAUGGCUAUAAAUGCUGUAAGAGAUUGUGGUUAUGAAAUUGCAUUAAAUAGAUUACCACACUCAUUAGGACCAUUAACUUUUGUUUUUACUGGUUCAGGAAAUGUUUCACAAGGUGCACAAGAUUUAUUCAAACAUCUUCCACAUGAAUUUGUUGAUGUUAAAACACUUCCAGAGGUUGCAAAAAAAGGACAAAGAAAUAAAGUUUAUGGUUGUGUUAUUGGUAGAUCAGAACAUAUGAUGAGAAAAGAUGGAAGACCAUUUGAUGAAGCUGAUUAUAUUAAAAAUCCUCGUCAAUAUAUUUCUAAAUUUUCUACAGAAAUUGCACCAUAUGCAAAUGUUAUAAUUAAUGGUGUAUAUUGGGAUGUUGAUACUCCACGUCUUAUUACAAUACCAGAUGCAAAAAAUUUAUUAUCACCUAGAAAAACUAAUGUUGAUGUUCCAGGAUGUCCAACAUUACCACAUAAACUUACUGCAAUUUGUGAUAUCUCAGCUGAUCCAGGUGGUUCAAUUGAAUUCAUGCAAGAAUGUACAACAAUUGAUAAACCAUUUGUUAUGUAUGAUGCUGAUUUUAAUAAAACAGCAAAUACUUUUGAUUCACCAUCAGGUUGCCUUGUAUGUAGUAUUGAUAAUAUGCCAGCCCAAAUGCCUAUUGAAGCAACAUCAAUGUUUGGUGAUUUAUUAACACCAUAUAUUAUGGAAAUGAUCAACUGUACAACUGACAUUCCUUUCGAUCAAUUAAAUGUGUCAAAUACAAUUAAAAACGCUAUAAUAACUGAUAAUGGAAAUUAUACACCAGAUUAUGAAUAUAUUAAAUAUCUUAGAGAAGAAAAAACAAGACUUGCUCGUAGACGUCCAAUUACAGCAAUGAAUGGAAAAAAAAUUCUUCUUCUUGGUGCUGGAAUGGUUUCUGAUCCAUUUGCUGCAUAUUUUGCUAAACAAGAUGAUAUAAAUGUUACUGUAGGUACACAAUCACAAAAUGAUGGUGAUAGAUUAAGUAAAUAUGGAUCUAAUAUUGAAUCAAUAGUUAUUGAUGCUACAAAAGAAGAAGAUACAUUAUCUAAAUUAAUUGGAGAACAUGAUUUAGUUGUAUCACUUCUUCCAUAUACUUUUCAUGCAGAUAUAGCUAAAAAUUGUAUAAAAAAUAAAACAAAUCUUGUAACAAGUAGUUAUAUAAGUCCUGAAAUGCAAGCACUUGAAGAUGAUGCUAUUAAUGCUGGAAUAACAAUAAUGAUGGAAUCAGGUUUAGAUCCUGGUAUUGAUCAUAUGUUAGCUAUGGAAUGUAUUGAUCAAGUUCAUGAACAUGGUGGUAAAAUUAAAUCAUUUGUCUCAUUUUGUGGUGGUUUACCAGCUCCACAAUUUUCUGAUAAUGCUUUAAGAUACAAAUUUAGUUGGAGUCCAAGAGGUGUUCUUAUGGCUUUAAUGAAUCCAGCACGUUAUUUAUAUAAUGGUGAUAUAAUUGAUCUUGAAGCAGAUGGUGGAGUACUUAAUCAAUUAUAUCCAAUUGAUUUUAUGCCUGGUUUUAAUCUUAUUGGAUAUGCUAAUAGAGAUUCCACAAAAUAUGUUUCUAUUUAUGGUAUUCAAAAUGAAUGUUAUACAAUGCUUCGUGGAACAUUAAGAUAUAAAGGUUUUGAAGAUACAAUAAAAGCUCUUAAAAUACUUGGAUUACUUGAUACAUCUGAUAAAGACUUUUUAGAUCCAAAUAAUGGUCCAGAUGUUACAUGGAAACAAGUAAUGGCUAUUUUACUAAAUCAACAACCAGAUAUUUUCCCUGAUUCAGUAAAAAAUAUAGCAAAAGAUUUAUUAAAAAAUGAAUCAUAUGAUAUAUCAUUAUUAGAACAACUUGGACUAUUUUCUGAUAAUAUUAUUGCAGAAAAAAUGAGAAAUCCAUUAGAUACAUUAGUAGGACAUCUUUCAAAAGUUUUAUCAUUCAAAAAGAAUGAACAGGAUCUUGUUAUACUUAAUCAUGAUAUUGGUGCUGAAAUGCCAAAUGGAAAAUAUGCUAAACAUAGAAUUUCUUUAACAGCUUAUGGUGAAACAAAUGGACAUUCUGCCAUGGCUAAAACUGUUGGUUAUACAACAGCUAUCGUUUCUCAUAUGGUUAUUAAUGGAGAAAUUCAGAAGAAAGGUCUUGUGAGACCUGUUACAAAAGAUAUUUACAGACCAGCAUUGAAACGUUUGGAAGAUUUAAAUAUUAAAGCAACAUCCCAAAUCAUUUAUCAACGUCGUUUAUAA
Molecule: messenger RNA, 2835 nt
Organism: Strongyloides ratti
Lineage: Eukaryota; Metazoa; Nematoda; Chromadorea; Rhabditida; Strongyloididae
Product: Alpha-aminoadipic semialdehyde synthase, mitochondrial
Exons: 4
Coding region: 1-2835 (944 amino acids)
Cellular component (GO): cytoplasm
Molecular function (GO): saccharopine dehydrogenase activity
Source: RefSeq, a predicted model, not a curated record